Messenger RNA from Calliphora vicina (urban bluebottle blowfly), 2968 nucleotides. Its product is annotated as unc-112-related protein-like. Gene Ontology annotation, cellular component: cell-substrate junction. The coding region runs from base 350 to 2482 and encodes 710 amino acids. Gene Ontology annotation, biological process: cell-matrix adhesion; integrin-mediated signaling pathway. NCBI's taxonomy places the organism in Eukaryota, Metazoa, Arthropoda, Insecta, Diptera, Calliphoridae. The transcript has 2 exons. Gene Ontology annotation, molecular function: integrin binding. The record is from RefSeq and is a predicted model, not a curated record.
CAUCACUGCUUUGGACAUUGUUUUUCUGCUGCUGCACACAACAAUCAGUUUUCAUACACAAAUAUAAAUUGGAGAAAAUUUUUAGAAUAUUUGUUCCAACAUUAGGGACGACGACAAGAAAAUUAAAACUCUUACUUUUAGUAUAAAAAUUCGCGGAGGUGUGCAAAAACAUAAAAAUAAUAAAUAAACUUAAAAACAAUCACAAAAACAAAAAACUUACGUCAUCAAAAGAGAUUCGAUGAGACAAGAAUUGUGGUUUUUUUCGAGACCAAGACCAGUAAAAAUUGUUUGAUUUCUACAAUUAUUUGCACAGACCAAUUAAGUUGGCAGAAAAUCAAAAGCAUCAAAGAUGAUUCAUGUCGGAGAGAACACUUGGAUUUUGCGAAUUUUUAUAACUGAUCUCCAAGUUGAGAAACAGUUGAGGGUGAAGGGCGAUCAGCAUAUUGGUGGAAUAAUGCUACAGCUGGUCGACCCGGAAAAUCCCAAAGAUUGGUCUGAUCAUGCCCUUUGGUGGCCAGAGCGUAACAUUUGGUUGACAAGAACUCGUUCUACUCUAGAUCAAGUGGGCGUGCAAGCUGAUUGUUUAUUACAUUUCACACCCAUGCAUAAAGUUUUACGACUACAAUUGCCAGAUUUGCGUUUCAUUGAUUGCAGAGUUGAUUAUUCGAUAAAAACAUUUGCGGCGGUGGUAAAUAUAUGUAAAGAUUUGGACAUUAGGCAUCCAGAAGAGUUGUCGCUGUGUAAACCAUUGGAGCAGGAACAUUUAAAGAAGAAUUAUGGAAAAUAUCCCCAGAAAAAAGCUGCCAUUUCCGAAGCAAAUGGUAUGGUUUAUUUACAACCUGCUCCCGACACAAAUUCUUUUAUACCAAUUAAUUCAGCCCACAAAGGAGGCAGUAACGGAAGUUUAGAUAGAACACAAAAUGGUAAUUUAUUAUGUGCUCCUGUCUCUCCCUAUAACACAACACCCAGAAAAACUGGAACUGCUCCCGGAACUCCCAUAUCAUCUCCCACUGGCACUUGGAAAAAUAGCAGCAAUGGCUACGCCACCUAUGAUUCUUCAUCCAGUUUAGGUGAUUACCAGGAGAAUUUAGCGGCUUCGCCAAGGUCGCCUAGUCCAGAUGUUAGGUCCCGUCUGGUGCGUCCGAAAUCGCUAAUUGAAAAGGCCCGCAUGAAUGUUGGCUGGCUGGAUUCUUCUCUGUCAAUUAUGGAGCAGGGUAUUAGAGAGUACGACACCUUGUGUUUCCGUUUCAAAUAUUACACCUUCUUUGACUUGAAUCCCAAAUACGAUCUUGUGCGUAUCAAUCAGUUGUACGAGCAGGCCAAAUGGGCUAUUUUAAACGAAGAAAUCGAUUGCACUGAAGAAGAGAGUCUAAUGUUUGCUGCUCUUCAAUUUCAAAUCAAUCAACUUAAUGAGUUUCAACCGUACCAAAAUUCAGGCAUUGAUUCCACAUUUAACGAAAAUGGCACUGACGAUGAUAUUGAUUCAGCUUUAAACGAAUUGCAGAUAACCUUAGAGGGGCCUAAUUCGAAUGGUGAUGGUAACAUCACGAAAAUACCAGAACUGUCCGACUAUUUAAAAUUCUUAAAACCACGUAAAUACACCAUGAAAGGUUACAAACGUUAUUUCUUUGCAUACAGAGAUCUGCAUUUACAUCUUUAUAAGUCAGCCGAAGAUUCCCACAGAGGAGCUCCAGUCAUAACGAUCAAUUUAAGGGGAUGUGAAGUGACACCGGAUGUCAAUUUGUCACAACAAAAGUUUGCCAUACGUCUGGAGGUGCCACCAGAGGGUAAAAAUGGUCCGAAUACCGAAGUAUGGAUUAGAUGUGAAACCGAAGAUCAAUAUGCCAAAUGGAUGGCAGCAUGUCGUUUAGCUGCCAAAGGUCGUUCUUUGGCUGAUAGUUCGUACGACAGUGAAGUUUCCAAUAUAAAAACUCUAUUAAAUCUACAGAAGCCAGCCCAAGGAGUGGCAGUAAGUGUUGAUCCACGUUCCAUCGAAGUUUUGGAUUAUCUUUCUCCAAGAAUGUUAAGAAAACUAUCGAGUAAAGCUGCCAUCAAAAUAUUGGAAGCUCAUGCCAAUGUCAGCAAACUGGCCCUAAUGGAUGCUAAACUAAAGUACAUUCAAGCUUGGCAGUCACUACCCGACUUUGGUGUCUCUCUGUUUGUCAUCAAAUUCGACGGUCACAAAAAGGAGGAACUUUUGGGUGUAGCCCACAAUCGUAUUAUGCGUAUGGAUUUAAAUACUGGCGACCACAUUAAAACUUGGCGAUACAACACAAUGAAAGCUUGGAAUGUCAACUGGGGCAUAAAAUGUAUGAUGAUACAAUUCAACGAAGAAAAUGUAGUAUUCUCUUGUUUGUCGGCCGACUGCAAAGUUGUGCAUGAAUUCAUUGGCGGUUACAUUUUUAUGUCAAUGCGUUCAAAAGAACACAAUCAGACUUUAAAUGAGGAAAUGUUCCACAAACUUACCGGCGGAUGGGUUUAAAUCAUUAUUUUUAUUGUUAAAUCUAACCAAAACUCUUGACGCACAUUAAAUACUAAAACUGGUGUUCUAUUUUAAUCCUUUAAAAGUUAUAAUACAAAUUUCAAGAACUAAUUUACAUGCAAAUAUUUAUUUAUAAUUGCCAAAGUGCCUAAAAUAUUUUAUAUAUGUACGAAUCACUUUUCUAAUCAAGGCUCCCUCUGUCGUGGCCACAUUUUUUAUCUAUGUAAAUUUUUUUUUAUAAUAACAAUCAUUUGCUUUUAUCUUGUCUUCGAGAAAUGCGUGUAUUUCUAAUCUAUAAGUAAUCUUAAUUUAUAUCUACCUACCUAUAUACAUUUUUAAUAACAAUAACAUAAUUUUUUAUGUUUCUCAUUUUGUAUGUUGAACAUUCGUUUUAUUUUAAUUAGAUUUUUGUUGUAAUUUUAUAUAAAUUAAUCCAACUAUGUAUUACAAUAAUAAAAUUAUAUCAAUUAAUACAUAAUAAUAAAA